GUUAUUUGUAAAUAUGUUAUUUUAAAAAGAUUUUUCAAUAUUUGAAGAUAUUUGCCACUCAUAUUUUCCAAAAUUAGAUGAGUUUUUGUUGUGCAAUAUCUUGCAAUUCAAAAUCUAGUAAUGAUAGAAAAUCUUUUCAUAGAUUCCCUCUAAAGAAUCAUAUCUUAUUAUCAAAAUGGUUAAAGGCAAUCAAUAGAAAAAACUUCAACCCCACUAAAUAUUCCAAAAUAUGUGGUGAUCAUUUCACCAUUGAUAGUUUUAUUCCAUCUGUUACAGGGCUACGAAGUUUAAAGGAAGGAUCUAUACCUACCAUUUUCAAAAUACCCAUUCCUCUUCAGGAUAUAACAAAUAAUCUGAAUAAUACUAUUACAAUAUCAAACUCUAUAAAAAAAAUUGAUCAUAACUAUGCUGCUAAUAACUAUACCUUUACCAGAAAGAGAAAAUAUUUUCCAAAAACAAGUGACACUUUAAAUAUUCUUGAAGAUGUAGAUUUGGAGAAACCUGCUAGUCAUAAUGUUUCAAAAACAAUUGACACUAUUAAUAUUCUUGAAGAUGUAGAUUUGGAGAAACCUGCUAGUCAUAAUGUUUCAAAAACAAUUGACACUAUUAAUAUUCUUGAAGAUGUAGAUUUGGAGAAACCUGCUAGUCAUAAUGUUUCAAAAACAAUUGACACUAUUAAUAUUCUUGAAAAUGUAGAUUUGGAGAAACCUGCUAGUCAUAGAAAAUAUGCUUCACAAACAAUAGCCAAUGAUCAUAUAUAUACAGCCAAUUUAUCAUUCUUAUCAAGAAAGAUCAAAUAUCAAGAUAAAUAUAUUUUAAAAUUAAGAAAAAAAAUGAGUGCCUCUUAUAAGAGGGAAACUAUAAGAAAUAAGAAGAUUAUCGAUUUAAAAUCAAUUAUUAAACAAUUGAAGAAUAAAAAUUUAAUAUGUGGUGAAGGGGAGGAUCAAUUGGAAAAAAUUUUACAGGCAUCCCUUUAGCUUUUAUCAAAACCCAAUUACACAGUGGAGGCAUAAAAAAUCCACGGAGAUUAAAAUUUUCACAAGAAAUGAAACAGUUUGCCUCCACUGUUCAUUUUUAUUCUCCAAAAGCAUAUAAAUACUUAAGGGAUCAAUUUUGCCUACCAUCAGAAUCUACAUUGAGAACCUGGAGCCAACAAAUUAAAAUAAGGCCAGGUUUUCUCGAUGCUUCUUUUGAUAGAAUUAAAAGAUUUCAAUCUGAUUCGAAAGUAAAAUUAUUCACCACAUUAAGCCUUGAUGAAAUGUCCAUUCGUCAUAUUGUACAAUGGGACAAAAAGGAGUACCAUGGAUAUGUUGAUUGGCAAUGAAAUCAAACCAUCUGAUUCUCUUCCUAAAGCCAAACAGGCUCUUUUUCUUAUGGCAACAUGUCUUAAUGGUACAUGGAAAAUUCCCAUAGGAUACUUCUUAGUAUCAAAUACUACUGGAGAUUUGCUUGCUAAUAUAGUCACUAAUGCUCUUCAUUUAUUACAUGAUACAGGCACUUCCUGUAAAGUUAUAGUAUGUGAUGGUUUGGCGGCUAAUAUAAAAAUGUACCAACUACUUGGUGCAUCUAUAGAUCCUGAUCUAUGUAUACCCUAUUUUACUCACCCAUUAAAUUUUGAUGAAAAAGUCUACAUUAUGUUGGACGUAUGCCACAUGAUUAAGUUGUUGAGAAAUCUUCUCGGUGAUAAAAAAAUUUUAAUUUAUAAUAAUGGAUCAAUAAUAAAUUGGAAAUAUAUAGCUAAUCUUCACAAUUUACAAGAUAAAGAAGGACUUCGUGCUGCUAAUAAAAUUAAUAAAUCUCAUAUUGACUAUCACAAACAAAAAAUGAAAGUUAAACUUGCUGUACAAGUUUUUAGUAGCUCAGUGGCAAAAGGUAUUCUUUUGGCACAAGAGCUAAAGAUUGAUGGGUUUGAAAAUUGUGAGAGCACAGUUGACUUUAUUAAAAUGAUUGAUCAAAUGUUUGACUUUUUAAAUACACGGAACAUAGUUGCUAAAGGGUUUAAAAAACCACUAACUACAAAUUCACUUUCUUAUUAUGAAAAUUUUUUUGAGAUGUGGAUUACAACUUUAAAAUCCUUAAAGUUUGAAAGUGGAAAAUACGUUUAUAGAUCAAAAAAAAAGUCUGCAUUAUAGGCUUAAUCUUGUCAAUGAAAAGCAUUUUGGGAAUUGGGAGGGAAUUAUUAUUAGGACCUAACCCCAAACUCAAAUAUCUUUUAACCUACAAAACAUCUCAAGAUCAUCUAGAGCUCCUCUUUAGCUGUUUACGAAGCAGAAGAGGUUUUAAUAAUAACCCUUCUGCCUAUCAAUUACGAUCAGCUAUAAGAGGCGUUAUGAUAGCAAAGUUGGGAGCCUUAUGCACAGGUAAUUGUAUUCCACUUGAUAAUACAAAUCUUUUUUGUGGAGAUUAUCAAGAUAAUGAUAAUGAUGAUGACAAUAUACAAGCUAUAGAUUUUUCUUUUAUAGAUGUUCCAGGUAUCCAAAAAUUAUCGCCAUUCGUUGAUAACAUCGCAACUUAUAUAUCAGAAUAUAUAACACGUAAACUUAUAUCCGAAAAUAAGGUAAAGUGUUAUAUAUGUAUUUCUGCAAUGAUUGUUAAAAAUUGUAAAGAUCAAGAGAGCUAUAAUUUAAUUAAAAUUAAAAACAAUCAGGGAUUAAUAAUUCCUUCCAGAGAUGUAUCUAGAUUAUGCCAAUAUGCUGAAAGUGGUUUCCGUACAUUUGAACAUAAUAAUCAAAUUAAUAGGCCUUGUAUAUUUAAACGAAUAGUAUCUUUUGUGAUUUCAAAAGUGAUAGAAAUAAAUAUUUUUGAUAAUCUGGUUGAUCACAUGCUAGAUCAAGAAGAAACAUCUAGCCAUUAUCAAAAAUUAAUUAGAUUAAUAGUUGAACGUUACAUAAACAUAAGAUUUUAUCAUUUUGCAGAUAAACAAAAUAAAAAUGAAAAUACCAACAUUCGUCAGAAGCUGACCAAAACCAUUCUAUUUAAAGGACAAUAAAUAUAUCUAUAUAAU
Messenger RNA from Gordionus sp. m RMFG-2023, 3004 nucleotides. Its product is annotated as THAP domain-containing protein 1-like. The record is from RefSeq and is a predicted model, not a curated record. Bases 78 to 977 code for a protein of 299 amino acids. The transcript is spliced from 14 exons. NCBI's taxonomy places the organism in Eukaryota, Metazoa, Nematomorpha, Gordioida, Chordodea, Parachordodidae.